AUGAAUGCCUGUUACUUGAUUGAUGUAAAAGAUGUUCUGUGGGCUUACAUACCAACGGAAUGUCGUUUGAGUAGCGGACUUUGUGCUAGAUAUUAUGGUAACACAGAAUCAAUCAUACUUAUACAUGAAUAUAUUGAUGAUGUGUAUGUGUUAGUUAAAACUGGGCAUGUACUAAAAUUGGAUGAGGAGUGUAGGAGAUUUGAGAAAUUCUUAAAUUUGGAUAUACCUCACCAUUUAUUGGACAAACAAUGUUUUAUGUUUCACCAAUAUAGUUUGCUUGUGGCAGUGCCAAGUGAUGAAAGCUGUGAGUCAUAUCCCUCCAAAGAACAUAAUCAGACCGUAAUUACCUGUCCUGGUUUGACAUGUGUAUUAGAACAUGGUCCAGUUUUGAUUACAGGAUAUGAAAAUGGAAUGGUAAAAAUAUUUGUCAUCAACAAAUUACUUAAGAAUGAUAUUAUACCAGCGCUGCAGUUUAGUUUGGAUACUUACAUGAGUUUACAAUCAUACAAGAUAAUUAAAAUAGAGGUCUACGAAGAUGAUGAUGGACAUCAUAUGUUUAUAGCAACUGAAGACAAUAUAUGUGAAUUGUUAAUAUCCAACUAA
Molecule: messenger RNA, 603 nt
Organism: Danaus chrysippus (African queen)
Lineage: Eukaryota; Metazoa; Arthropoda; Insecta; Lepidoptera; Nymphalidae
Source: the annotation of a GenBank genome assembly